UGCCAUACGCGUCUCGAUGGGGAAAGCAAUGACGCUUUACGUCCUCCUAACAACGGAAGUGUGCUACAUCCAAACAAGCUCUCUUCAUGUGAGGCUAGCUGCUGUCCCCCCGGGAGCUGCCUAUCAACGAAACGUUAGAGACUGAAAUUACUGCACCCUACAUCAGACAUGGAGACAGACUCUUCGCUGCUCACCUCUGAAAUGGAGCAGCUUAAACAAGAGGAACUAUAUCAUCAACUUCUUAUGCAGACAAUGGGCGAGGUGCAGCAUCCAAAACCAGACUCCCGAGUCAUCCGGCCUGAGCCAGGGAUGUGCGUGAAAACCUCGUCCAUUCUCGACGAACAGAAGGUCUUUGUGAACAUCUGUCAAUCUCCUGCGGUCCCACCCCCUCCCCAUAUCUCUAACGAGGAGCUGCUGGAGCUCCUGCAGUCAGAUGACCCGACGGCCUACAGAGUUCCCAUGAGUCUCGGAGAGCCUCACACCGAGCUGGACAACAAUUCUCAAGGUUGCACAGCCUAUGAUGUGGUCAUCAACAAUGAAUUCUUCCAGAAAUGCCAGAAGGAUCCCCUGUUCCUGCAGUUCGUGAUCGCGGUGUCUUUUGAAGGGCUUGAAAACAAGUAUUCAGUUGAGCUGAGCCGAGAGUGGAAGGUGAUGAAGAACCGGAAGUUUCUCGGCUCCAUAAGCGAACAGAACAUCAGGACCCAGAGCAAGCCGAGCAUCCAGGAGCUAAGCCCAUCGGACUCACACACAGCACCUACAGAAGCCAAACGUCCAGAGUUUUGCCUUAUAGUGGAGCCCCCUAUUGGUGACCCUGAGUACCUGAUCGCAGAGAUUCAGCUUCCUGGAGUGACGUCCUCUCGCUCGCUGCUCCUGGACCUGGGGGAGGACAGGCUGGUGCUGACGGCUCGGCCUUCUCUCUUUCACCUGGACUGCUACUUUCCACUCAACAUUGACCCUGAAACCAGCGCAGCCCAGUACAACAAAGACACACAGAUUCUCACAGUGACAAUGACAGUGGUCCCUUCAUGAAGAAAGUGAAAUCAUUUUAUUUAUUUUUUUUUGUUCAAUAAAUAUUUUUUCAUGUUGAAAA
Messenger RNA from Anguilla rostrata (American eel), 1090 nucleotides. It is a transcript of the gene pih1d1, whose product is annotated as PIH1 domain containing 1. The transcript is spliced from 11 exons. Gene Ontology annotation, cellular component: ribonucleoprotein complex; cytoplasm; R2TP complex. Bases 169 to 1029 code for a protein of 286 amino acids. Gene Ontology annotation, biological process: box C/D snoRNP assembly; rRNA processing. NCBI's taxonomy places the organism in Eukaryota, Metazoa, Chordata, Actinopteri, Anguilliformes, Anguillidae. The record is from RefSeq and is a predicted model, not a curated record.